Messenger RNA from Penicillium malachiteum, 828 nucleotides. RefSeq lists its product as uncharacterized. Gene Ontology annotation, molecular function: actin filament binding. The coding region runs from base 1 to 828 and encodes 275 amino acids. The record is from RefSeq and is a predicted model, not a curated record. Gene Ontology annotation, cellular component: cytoskeleton. The transcript is spliced from 4 exons. Lineage: Eukaryota; Fungi; Ascomycota; Eurotiomycetes; Eurotiales; Aspergillaceae.
AUGUCUAGUAUCACGACAACCAAGACUGACACACGCUCUUCAGCGCUCAACAAAAAGCACAACGGCGAUGGGGAGGUGAAAAGGCUACACCACAUUCCUCGGCCCACAACCAAAGAAGCAGAGAGAAAAUGGCUUCUUGGGCAAAUGGCAGCUGCCUUUCGGAUAUUUGCAAAGUUGGGGUUUGCCGGUGGGAGUAGCGGCCACAUCAGUCUUCGAGACCCUAUUGAACCUCAAACAUUUUGGCUCAAUCCAUACGGUGUUCAUUUUGCAACACUCAAGGUGUCAGAUAUGGUUCAAGUGGAUGAGCAAGGAAAUCGAGUCGGAGGAGCAGAUAAGCCAGUUAAUGCUGCUGGGUUUCUGAUUCAUUCUGCGAUCCAUCAGAAAUGGCCCGAUAUCCACGCGGCAUGCCAUAUGCAUAGCCCAUAUGGCAGGGCCUGGAGCGCAUUCGGGAAGGCAAUCGACAUGCUAAAUCAAGACUCAUGCAUGUUUUACAAUGACCUGUCUGUGUAUCCGGCAUUUGGGGGCGUAGUAUUUGCCCAGGAAGAGGGUCAAAGAAUCGCAAAAUACCUCCGGUCGAAGAAUAAGAACUUGAUCAUGCAAAACCAUGGCCUUCUCACCGCUGGUGAAACGACUCAGCUUCUGGUGGAGGCAUCUACUGCACCGGGAAGCGUGGGAAGCGUUCUGGGGAAUUUGCAAAAGACUAUCGUCGAUGAUGAGACUGCGUCAUAUACUAAAAAGGGAACAGGUAGCCCCGAGGCUAUGUACAUGCAGUUCGAGCCUGAGUACCAACUGCUACUGAAAGAAACCCAAGGCGAGUUUCUGGAGUGA